AUGGUUCAACUCGCAGCCCAUCUCCUGAGGGGUUCAACUGCGAGCUUCGUUCGCCUAGCCAGACACCAUGCUUUUCGUCGGCUUGCAUGGCGUUCCCAUACCCGGUGGCAGUCUGUUAUUGCUUCAGACGCCACCACAUCCAACGAUACAGAACAGCGACAGCACAACUUAGGCGUCCCUUCGCAAGCUCGUUUCAAUGACAUUGGCGUUCAACAUCUCAGCGACCAUGUAUACAAGCAAAUUUUCCCCGACGGCAACACCCCACCGCCUCUAGAGCUCGUUGAUCUCGCGAAAGACCACUUGCGCCGUCACGAUCUUCUUGGCAAGAAUACCGACAACAGCGACCCUAUCGCCUUCGAUCUUCCCCACCUUCAAGGCCGCACCUUGGACGAACACUUUUAUAAGCUGGCGGUAGAUUGUGCAGAGCCGUAUCUCUCUUUCGCUAAGCAGUUCGCCCGGGCAACGCCGCCCCCAAAGCCACGGAAAUGGGUUCGCCGGAGCGGGUGGACAAAGUAUUAUCCAGACGGCAAGACGGAAGCAGUAGACGCGCCCGACGAAUCGAUGUUGUGUUUUGAUACCGAGGUCAUGUGGAAGGAGAGUUCGUUCGCAGUUAUGGCUUGUGCCUCUAGCCCAACGGCUUGGUAUGCCUGGCUAUCGCCAUGGCUCCUGGGCGAAUCCGAGUCCGACCGGCACCUUAUUCCUCUUGGAGACCCGUCGAAAGAGCGUGUGAUAGUAGGACACAACAUCGGAUAUGACCGAGCAAGGAUACUAGAAGAGUACGAUGUGAAGCAGACCCGGAACCAGUUCUUGGAUACCAUGUCGCUUCACGUGGCUGUCAACGGCAUGUGCUCGCAGCAGAGACCAACCUGGAUGAAGCACAAAAAGAAUCGGGAGCUACGAGAGAAGGUUACAAGCCAGACAGAUGAUGUGCAACUCGCUGAGCUUCUGAGCCAUAGCGCACGGCAGGAAGAAGCCGAAUUGUGGGUUGAACGAAGCUCGGUCAACUCGCUGAGGGACGUUGCCAAGUUUCAUCUCGACGUCACAAUCGACAAGGCUGUCCGCGAUGACUUUGGGUCUCUUGAUCGUGAAGGCGUCUUGGAAAGUCUUGACAGCUUACUGGACUAUUGUGCUGCUGAUGUGGCCAUCACCCACCGCGUUUAUCAAAUCGUCUUUCCAAACUUUUUGGAUACAUGCCCUCAUCCUGUGAGCUUUGCGGCACUGCGACAUCUGGCGUCCGUCAUCUUGCCAGUCAACAAAACCUGGGACGCAUACAUUUCUAAUGCCGAAGCAACCUAUCGUGAACUCUCCGACGCCGUGCAGGAACGGUUGGUCGGUCUCACCGAAAAGGCCCUGGAGAUCAAGGGUGACCCUGAACAAUGGGGUAACGAUCCAUGGAUGAAGCAGUUGGACUGGUCCGGUCAGGAAAUCAAAAUGGUCAAGGGAAAGAAGAAGAAUGAUCCUCCCCGGCCGGCUGCGAGACAGAAGAAACCCGGUAUGCCGCAAUGGUAUAAGGACCUGUUCCCAAAAAGCGACUCGCCAAUCAACCUUUCAGUACGAACUCGAAUCGCACCCCUGCUGCUGAAGAUGUCAUGGGAUAAUCACCCUUUGUUCUGGUCAGAGAAGUACGGCUGGACGUUCAGAGUGACCAAGGCCGAAGCAUCAAACUACGAGAAGAAGCAAAUGGUUGCAUGUGAUUUUUCAGACUCGGAAAAGGAUGCCGAAUUGCUCAAUGAUGGUGGCGUCUUCUUCAAACUACCUCACAAGGACGGCCCUCAGGCAAGGUGCGUCAACCCACUCGCCAAAGGAUAUCUCUCCUACUUCGAGAAUGGUACUCUGUCAUCUCAGUACCCGUACGCGAAGCAGGCUUUAGAGAUGAACGCUUCCUGCUCGUACUGGAUCAGUGCCCGCGAUCGUAUCAUGUCGCAGAUGGUGGUCUACGACGACGAUAUAUCUGGCAAGGUGGACUCCAAUGGAUUUAGCAAGAGCAAGGGAGGCAAGAAGUCCAAGGCUGUGGUAAAAGCGCCCGAAGAUGUCCAAGGCUACAUCCUGCCUCAAGUGAUACCUAUGGGCACCAUCACGAGAAGAGCGGUUGAGAACACGUGGCUCACCGCAAGCAACGCGAAGAAGAACAGAGUUGGUUCUGAGCUAAAGGCAAUGGUCAAGGCGCCACCAGGUUAUAGCUUUGUUGGUGCUGAUGUCGACUCGGAGGAGCUGUGGAUCGCAAGUUUGGUCGGAGAUGCGACGUUUAAACUCCACGGUGGAAAUGCAAUCGGUUUCAUGACGCUGGAGGGCACAAAGGCCGCCGGGACAGAUUUGCAUUCCCGGACGGCAAGCAUCCUGGGUAUCACGAGAAACGACGCCAAGGUUUUCAACUACGGUCGUAUUUACGGUGCUGGGUUGAAGUUUGCCGGCCAGCUGCUCCGACAGUUUAACCCCAACCUGUCCGAAAAGGAGACGAACGAGACAGCAGCCAGACUGUACGCCAAGACGAAGGGCACAAAGACCAACAGGUCGGUCCUGAGCAAACGACCGUUCUGGCGUGGCGGAACGGAGUCAUUUGUGUUCAACAAACUGGAAGAGUUCGCCGCACAGGAACGGCCGAGAACGUUCGUGCUUGGAGCAGGCAUUACCGAGGCGUUGAUGCGCCGUUACAUCAACCAGAACGGUUAUCUCACAUCGCGCAUUAACUGGGCCAUCCAGUCCUCCGGUGUGGACUACCUCCACCUCCUCAUCGUCGGCAUGGAUUAUCUGACGCGACGCUUCAAUAUCGACGCUCGUCUCGCCAUCACCGUCCACGACGAGAUUCGAUACCUUGUCAAGGACCACGACAAGUACAGGGCGGCCAUGGCGCUUCAGGUGGCGAACCUGUGGACCAGAGCCAUGUUUGCACAGCAGGUGGGCAUCAACGACCUGCCACAGUCUUGUGCAUACUUUUCGGCCAUCGACAUCGAUCACGUCCUCCGUAAGGAGGUCGACAUGGAUUGCGUCACGCCGAGCCACAAAGACCCCAUACCACCAGGCGAAAGUCUCGACAUUGUCGCACUCCUCGCCAAGGGUGCUGAGGCGCGUCUCGACCCCUCGAUCGUGCCGGACCCGUCACAUGCACCGAAGCUCAACGGCAUCAAAUACACCCCACGCACACCGGUUAUGGAAACCCUCGAGGGAUCGGCGUCUACUGAUCCUUACCUCCUCAAGGCGCAAAUUGUCAGCACCGAGCUGGAGCUGAGCAACGUGCUCAAGGAGAGGAGAGCGGCGCUCAAGGAGCAAGAGGAGAAGAAGCCACGCGCCACCAAGAAGAAGGAGCGUAGCGUCUUGCCGUACCAAUCGGAUGCUGUGCUGAUGCCCGUGGAGACCAUGACGGUGGCAGAUGCACUGGGCAAUAAGUUUAGCACAAAGUUUGCGGCGAAAAGCAGCAAGUUCCCUUGGCAGAAGGAAAAGGGCCGAUGGUCUGGACCAAGCUCAAGAAUCUAG
This is a messenger RNA of Colletotrichum truncatum, 3471 nucleotides long. Its product is annotated as DNA polymerase gamma. The record is from RefSeq and is a predicted model, not a curated record. Gene Ontology annotation, biological process: mitochondrial DNA replication. Gene Ontology annotation, molecular function: DNA binding; DNA-directed DNA polymerase activity; 3'-5' exonuclease activity. Lineage: Eukaryota; Fungi; Ascomycota; Sordariomycetes; Glomerellales; Glomerellaceae. Gene Ontology annotation, cellular component: mitochondrion; gamma DNA polymerase complex.